GGCGCAGCCCCCCCCCGCCCGGUGACAUUGUUCCUCCCCGGCGCGGCUAUAAAGCCUCCGCCGCCGCGCCGCAAGGUGCGCGCUGCUGCCGUGCUGGCCCGUCCCGGCGCGCCGCUCCCCACGGCCACGGCAGCCCGGUGAGCGCCGCCGUCCCGCCUGCCGGGCCAUGGACUCGGACGCCAGCCUGGUCUCCAGCCGCCCUUCCUCGCCGGAGCCCGAUGAGCUCUUCCUCCCGGGCAGGAAUAAAGGAGGCGGCGGCGGGGGCUUCACGGGCGGCACCGUGUCCAGCUCCACGCAGAGCGACUCGCCGCCGGAGCUGAGCGCCGAGCUGCGCAGCGCCAUGAGCGCGGCCGGGGUGGUGGUGGUGGACAAGCUGGGCUUCAAGUCCUCGUCGUCCUCGUCCUCGUCGUCGUCGUCGUCGUCCUCCAAGAAGGACAAGAAGCAGAUGACGGAGCCGGAGCUGCAGCAGCUGCGCCUGAAGAUCAACAGCCGGGAGCGCAAGAGGAUGCACGACCUCAACAUCGCCAUGGACGGGCUGCGGGAGGUGAUGCCCUACGCGCACGGGCCGUCGGUGCGCAAGCUCUCCAAGAUCGCCACGCUGCUGCUGGCCCGCAACUACAUCCUCAUGCUCACCAACUCCCUGGAGGAGAUGAAGCGCCUAGUCAGCGAGAUCUACGGCGGCCACCACGCCGGCUUCCACCCCGCCGCCUGCCCCGGCGGCAUGGGCGCCCACUCGGCCCCGCUGCCCGGCCACCCGGGCCACCCAGCCUCGCACCCCGUGCACCACCCCAUCCUGCCCCCCGCCGCCGUCUCCAGCGCCUCCCUGCCCGGCUCCGGCCUCUCUGCCGUCAGCUCCAUCCGACCCCCGCACGGGCUCCUCAAGUCGCCCUCGGCCGCCGCCGCCGCCGCCGCUGCCGCCGCCGCCCCCCUGGGCAGCGGCUUCCAGCACUGGGGGGGGAUGCCGUGCCCCUGCAGCAUGUGCCAGGUGUCGGCCCCCCCGCACCACCACGUCUCCGGCAUGGGGGCCGCCAGCCUGCCCAGACUGGCCACCGACACCAAAUGAGGGGGGCCGCCCCGGAGCGCCCAGGACCUACAACGGGGACGCCCCCGGGAGGACCCCGUCCCGACACCCGCGCCCCCUUUUCUUGCCGGGACUCGGGGAGCAGGGGGAAGCGGUCCCGGGCUGGCCGCACACCGAGGAAGCGAACCCGGGGGGGGUCGCCCCCCAUCGCCCCUCCGCUUGUUUGCUCGCCCCCCUCCCGUCAGCGCCCUCCGGGCCGCAUCCUGCCCGGCGCCGGCGGUCCCCGGAGCCCUAGUUGCGAGUUUGGCCGGGGAGGUGGGUCGCCCCCCCCGUGACCCCCCCCAGCCCUGCUUUUUUUCGGGUUCGUCUCUCCUUCGGGCUCUGUACAUACACCCCUCGCCGGCAGCCCGAGCUUUCCGUCCGUGCACUUGUACUGUGUAAGCCUUAUGAAUGAAUAAGGGGUUGGUCUGCGCUGGUUUCGUUGGUUUGCUUCGUUGUUUGUUUUGUUUUGUUUUGUUUUCGUUUCCCGUCUUCCCCCCCCCCUUUUUUUUUUAAUUUUUAAUUUUAUUUUUAUUGCAUAACACCUUUUUCGUUCCCGCCGCCCUUAACAAAGUUUGAACUCCUUAACGCUCUUCCCGUGUAGGAACUCUCUCUCACGCCGUCCGUGUUGCAAUACUGAGCGCUUGGGCUUCUUUCCGAAAAUAACAACUUUUCUUAUCGCUGCCCCCUCGCAGAGAUUUUAUCAUCUGUUUAUUUUUGUAAGAAAAAAAAAAAAAAGAAAAGAGAAAAAAAGUUGCUAAAUAAUAUUUAUUACUCGUUUGGUUGCA
Messenger RNA from Oxyura jamaicensis (ruddy duck), 1848 nucleotides. It is a transcript of the gene OLIG2, whose product is annotated as oligodendrocyte transcription factor 2. Bases 167 to 1063 code for a protein of 298 amino acids. The record is from RefSeq and is a predicted model, not a curated record. Gene Ontology annotation, biological process: myelination; oligodendrocyte cell fate specification; oligodendrocyte differentiation. The transcript has 2 exons. Gene Ontology annotation, molecular function: DNA-binding transcription factor activity; protein dimerization activity. NCBI's taxonomy places the organism in Eukaryota, Metazoa, Chordata, Aves, Anseriformes, Anatidae.